AUGGCCAUACCAUGGGUUAGUGAUGCUUCUUUGUCUCAGCCUAUAGAUGUAACAUUUCCAAACUUGGUGAAAAAUGCCAGAUAUAGAGACUACAUGGUCAAUAGGGCAUUGAUCACACCAUUUAACGAGUACGUCGAGAAGCUUAAUGACCGAGUACUUAGCAUCUUUCAUGGAAAAGAGGUUCUGUUAUACUCACUUGAUUAUGUGGACGACGAUACUCACGGUACUUACCAACAAGAAUACCUGAACAACAUUGCUCCUGGAGGUUUGCCAUCACACAUUUUGAAAUUAAAGAUCAGUGCGCCUAAUAUGUUGUUUCGGAAUGUUGAUGCAAAAAAUGGUCUAUGUAAUGGUACCAGGAUGUCACUGGAGCCACCUGAGAAUCUGAAGCUCCCGUACAAGUUUAAACGUAAACAGUUUCCGAUCUGUUUGUGUUUCGCCUUUACAGUCAACAAGGCACAAGGGCAGACGAUCGAAAACACGGAUAUUAUUUUCCCUGAACAUGUGUUCAGCCAUGGUCAAUUGUACGUUGCUCUCUCGAGAGGAGUGUCAAGUAGCAACACAAAAGUAUUAGUGACUAAAGGCACCAUUGCUAAAAAUAAGGGAACAUACACGAAAAAUGUUGUGUAUAAAGAAGUGUUUUUGUCUUAG
Molecule: messenger RNA, 651 nt
Organism: Papaver somniferum (opium poppy)
Lineage: Eukaryota; Viridiplantae; Streptophyta; Magnoliopsida; Ranunculales; Papaveraceae
Exons: 2
Coding region: 1-651 (216 amino acids)
Source: RefSeq, a predicted model, not a curated record